Macadamia integrifolia is the source of this 474-nucleotide messenger RNA. Its product is annotated as protein PELPK1-like. The record is from RefSeq and is a predicted model, not a curated record. The transcript is spliced from 2 exons. NCBI's taxonomy places the organism in Eukaryota, Viridiplantae, Streptophyta, Magnoliopsida, Proteales, Proteaceae. Bases 1 to 474 code for a protein of 157 amino acids.
AUGGCUGCUUUAACACACUCCUUCUUGUAUUUGAUUGUGGCGCUGUCAUGUUCAAGCAUCAGUCCGAUCACAGCGGCUCGCCAUCUACUGGAUACAGCAGCUCCACCACCUGUGGUGCCUGUGCCCACAAUCCCAACCUUGCCUAAGGUCACAGUGCCUCCAUUGCCGGCAAUGCCGUCUUUGCCUCAGGCAACAUUGCCCCCAGUGCGUUCUCUGCCGACUAUUCCCAACUUGCCAAUACCCACCACAAUACCACCCCUGCCAAGUACCCAGAUCCCUUCUAUUCCUAAGACCACAUUGCCACCCAUGCCCACACUGCCCACCAUACCCACAAUUCCAAAGAUACUGGAACCUGUUUUUGCUGGUUUCUUGGCAUCUUUGGUGAUUCAUAUUUGUUUCAAUUUCCUUUUAGUUUGGCUUGUAUUAGCUUCGAUAUUGUUGGGAUUUGAGCUUCAAUCUCAUAUUUUCCAUUAA